Suillus bovinus is the source of this 1656-nucleotide messenger RNA. RefSeq lists its product as uncharacterized. NCBI's taxonomy places the organism in Eukaryota, Fungi, Basidiomycota, Agaricomycetes, Boletales, Suillaceae. The transcript has 11 exons. The record is from RefSeq and is a predicted model, not a curated record. The coding region runs from base 340 to 1656 and encodes 438 amino acids.
CCGAGACAAUGCCAGGACGGUACCUCCAACUUGCUAGGGAUAUCAUGAAACCUUUAUGCAAGCUCACCUGUGACACGAGCCCCGACACUCCUCACGCACUCUCAGUCAAAGAGCCGUAUCAAGUGACACCACCUCCGCCUUGUCAUCGUCUGCACUACUCUCGGAACCAGAGCCGAGUGCGCUCGGUCUCCAAUCCGCUGUUUCCACGCACGCCCAGCUUGUGUUUCGAGCCGUCGAACUUGCCGCAAGCCUCGAUCUUGUCAUCAAGGAGGUUUUCCAGGAUCCAGGGCAGGAUGACGGCAGGAAAGACACCAAACGGUCAGGGACUCCGUCACGCAAAUGGACUUGACUCCGAGUCGGACCCCUGUCACCUUCAUCCAACGGCCCCACUGGCAGGACCGAAACAUCCGAGACGCUCGCCGUUCCAUCAAGAAUGUUCCUUUUGUUCGACACCUUAACGUUGCCAAAUCCACCAGCCUAUCAGAAACACGCGGCAUGGAAGCCUGUACAGACUGUCGGUGUUCUACUAUCCCAACAAACACUCGUCUCGAGUUGUUGUUUGCUCUCAGGAACCUUUUUCAGCGCUACAAACUUGUCGGCAGAAUUUUAUCCGUGCAGCGAUCUGUCAUGCUCGAGAAUUUCGAAGACCGCCUCAAUGAGUUUGACCGCGCUAUAACCACUUUCGAAGAUCUGUCCUUCAAUGGGACACUUCUUACAGUUGGUAUCCGAGGCCGUAUCUUGCUCACAAGGUCAAAACCGACUUAUGAAGAGAUGAAGGCCGGCGCAGCGACAGGCCCGGGAUACGAGAAGCUGCUGAACUUCUGCGCAAAAGCCAGGGAGCAUGGAAUGGAAUUUGCGUGGUCAGAUACCUGUUGCAUCGACAGAAACAGCAGUACAGAGCUCGACGAGUCAAUUCGUUCCAUGUUCCGGUGGUAUCGCAAUUCAUACAUCUGUAUCGUCCAUCUGGCACAAAGCAUGAUCGUCGAGGAUAUAUUGGACGAUGAAUGGACGACGAGAGGCUGGACAUUGCAAGAACUCCUUGCGCCCUGCCUCAUCAAAUUCUUCAACAAGCGUCCAUCCAAGGUGGACGAACGGAUGACCUGGGCAGCCAGACGCAAAACAACACGCGUCGAAGAUGUGGCCAAUUCCCUCGUGGAUAUUUUUGAUGUCAGCCUGCAGAUUGCGUACGGAGAAGGGGGAGACCGCGCAUUCUGUAGGCUCAUCGAGGCCAUCAUGCAGGCUGGCGAUCCUUCUGUGCUCAACUGGAAAGGCGAGGCUGCGAAACAUCACACUUCGCAUGCUAUUCCUCGAUCACCACAGAGUUUCGUGGAUCAUCGAGAAUUAAAGUUGACUAGUAGGCGACUGGAGAUGACCAUGACCGGCCUUGGCUUGCGAGUGCCUCUGGUGAUACUCCCUCUCAACCUCCAUUCGCUUACAUAUGAUUACGUGUCCCGCGUUACACUCGACUGCCCGCUGUGUCCGACCAGUAUGCUCUCGGCAUUGUCAACUACUCACUCAUCAACUGACUUUGUCGGGCUCGGGAACGUCUCUUCCCGAAAGCAACACUUUGAACCGUGGAUGCCUGUACGUCAGGAGGGCUUGGUCGAGGUUAACUUCCCGAACAUACCGACUCAUUUUGACGAGCAAGACCCAUGA